Messenger RNA from Spirodela intermedia, 1137 nucleotides. Lineage: Eukaryota; Viridiplantae; Streptophyta; Magnoliopsida; Alismatales; Araceae. The record is from the annotation of a GenBank genome assembly.
AUGUCGAGGGUCGGCAGUUUGGGAUACCUCGUCCUCGCCGCCCUGUUUUUGUCCCUAUUUCUUUUAAGUGAUAAUGCAUCUAUCCCUCCAUUUUUUCUGAAGAUUCACUGCGAUUAUCUAUCACCGUUUGAAUGUUUUUAUUAUUGUAGUUUAACAUCUUCUCGAUAUUUUCACUUCCUAGUCUCACUUCGUUUCAGCCAAACUUUCAUUAAUCAGUUUCUUCUUUUAUUUGUCAAAACCGUGAUGUCAGAUUAAAUUUUCCUUCUCCCCUAAUCGUUGAGAAGUUAAGCGGCUCAGGCUGUCUUUCUGGAUAUGAACUUGAAAUACCGAAGAAGAGUUUCUUAUUUUCUAGUACUUUAUUUCUAUGAUUCUUCUCUUCACAUAACAGAUGCGAAAGGCAGUGAACUAGAAGAUGGAUUAAAAGCAAACUUUUGGGCACGUAAGAUGUUGGCAAAUGUUAGAGAUCGCAAGCUCAACAUCAUCCUUUGCGUCAGACUGAAGUGCCAAGGUGGAGUAAGAUGCUACUGCUGCGGUACUAGAAAAGGCAGAUGUGAGCACACCAGGGAAGAUUGUGAUAAAAUAUGCAAGCAUACUCGUGGGAGAGAAAUGAAUCCUAUGCUAUCUCCAUCAAUGGAUAAACCUUGAACAAUACUUUAUAUAAGCGUUAUCUUCUUGAGCCAUUCAAGAAGUAGCAUGCAUGUUUUACCUCCUCCAUCAAAGAUUCGGUAAAAUGUCAACAUGACUUUUUGAUUCGGGAUCUGGUCCGUCGGCCAAUCUUGUCGAUUCACACUAACAACCAGAAGAGGAAUAGUACUUGCAGAAAAUGUCCAACGAGCUUGGCUUUACCAGGCACUUCAGAGUUCGUGUAAGAGUGUUUAAUUGAGAUUGCCAAGGUCUAAUGGUGAUAAUGGUUAGAAGCUUCAUUAGCCCCAAAUGCCCGAGGAUACUUUCAAAACUGAACAAGAAAAAAAGAUUGCAGUGAAAGAAAGAUCCUCAGAAUAUCCCUGUUUCUUGGCGGAGGCCUUAAAAAUGGGUUUCCUUGUUCGUCUCCCGGAGAUCUGGGUAAUCGUCAGAAUAUUUUGGACCACUAUUUCUAUAUCUCAACCCUUGCACUCUCUCGGCUUCCUUCUUCUCUGA